AUGGAAGGGGUCAGCAACAGCUCCUCAGAGGGCUUCGUUCUGAUGGGCGUAUCUGACCAUCCCCAGCUGGAAAUGAUCUUUUUUGUAGUCAUCCUCUUCUCUUACUUGCUGACCCUACUUGGGAACUCAACCAUCAUUCUGCUUUCCUGCCUAGAUGCACGGCUCCACACACCCAUGUACUUUUUCCUCAGCAAUCUCUCCUCCUUGGCAAGCUCAGUCCCCCAAAUGCUGCUCAAUUUAUGGGGACCAGACAAGACCAUCAGCUAUGGUGGCUGUGUGACCCAAUUGUACGCUUUCUUUUGGCUGGGGGCCACUGAGUGCGUCCUGCUCGUGGUGAUGGCGUUUGACCGCUAUGUGGCAGUCUGCCAGCCCCUGCAGUACACCACCAUCAUGAAUCCUCGGAUCUGCUGGUUGCUGGCUGCGAUGGCCUGGUUGGGCGGCUUGGGCAACUCUGUGAUCCAGUCAACAUUCACUCUGCAGCUCCCACUGUGUGGGCACCGGAAGGUGGACAGCUUCCUCUGUGAGGUGCCAGCCAUGAUCAAAUUGGCUUGUGGGGACACGAGUCUCAAUGAGGCUGUGCUCAAUGGUGUCUGCACCUUCUUCACUGCAGCCCCACUAAGCAUCAUCCUGAUCUCCUACUGCUACAUCGCUCGGGCAGUGGUGAAGAUUCGCUCCUCAGGGGGGCAGCCAAAGGCCUUUAAUACGUGCCUCUCCCAUCUAGUGGUGGUGUUCCUCUUCUAUAGCUCAGCUAGCUAUGGGUAUCUGCUUCCAGCUAAGAACAGCAACCAAGACCAGGGCAAAUUCAUUUCCCUAUUUUACUCUGUGGUCACACCCAUGGUGAAUCCUCUCAUCUACACACUGAGGAACAAGGAAGUGAAGGGGGCACUGAGACGGCAGCAGGGGAAAGGAAGAGAAGCUGGCUGA
Carlito syrichta (Philippine tarsier) is the source of this 924-nucleotide messenger RNA. RefSeq names its product olfactory receptor 2C1. Gene Ontology annotation, molecular function: G protein-coupled receptor activity; olfactory receptor activity. Lineage: Eukaryota; Metazoa; Chordata; Mammalia; Primates; Tarsiidae. Gene Ontology annotation, cellular component: membrane. The record is from RefSeq and is a predicted model, not a curated record. Gene Ontology annotation, biological process: G protein-coupled receptor signaling pathway.